This is a messenger RNA of Fragaria vesca subsp. vesca, 1501 nucleotides long. RefSeq lists its product as uncharacterized. The record is from RefSeq and is a predicted model, not a curated record. Bases 205 to 1305 code for a protein of 366 amino acids. Lineage: Eukaryota; Viridiplantae; Streptophyta; Magnoliopsida; Rosales; Rosaceae. Gene Ontology annotation, cellular component: chloroplast. The transcript is spliced from 5 exons.
GCUCUCUCUUUCUUUCUUCCUUCUCCAAAAAAAAAAGCCCACUGCCUUAGUAUCUCCGAAGUCCUCUACUUUCCCACCGUUUCCUUCUCAUUUUCCUUAAUGGGUGCCCUUAAAUCCCUCUCUAAGCAAUUGGGUUUGCGUUAGAAUCUUGCAGUCUCUGAAAAGGCUGCGCCUUUUUGUUUGUCUAUUGCUUUUUUCACAGUUAUGGCUCUCAAGUUUGGUUCUUCGUUUUCAUGCUUGGCUCCUUCUCUUGCUCCCCAUUCCCAAUUGAGAAGAGGUUCUCAGUUGAGCUUAUUACAAGCACAGUAUGGCAACCAACAAAGUAGUGCUCAGCAACUACGAUAUGCUAAAGGCAGGUCAUGCACAUUCCUAAAUAAAGUACUUAAGUCAAGCAAAAGGAUCCCAAAGAGUCAGAGUGUACUCUUUGCUGUUUCUGAAGAUCAGUCACAAAACAGUGAGACAAUACCAGAAAUUUUGGAUCAAGAAAAUGACAAUCCUGAUGGUGAUAUAUCUCCUGCUAGCAAUUCAUAUGUCCUUUUUGAUGGUACUGGUGGGAAACCAGGUUUAAUCUCAUUUUAUAACCAUCCGUAUAAAAGAGAAGAUGAUGUUUCUAUAAAUACUCCUGAGAGGAAGAAUAGCAACCUUCUAUGGCUCGUUGGUCCUGGCGUUCUUGUAGCUUCUUUCAUCUUCCCCUCACUUUAUCUGCGCAAAUUAAUUUUGACUAUAUUUGAGGAUUCUUUGUUGACAGACUUCCUCAUCUUGUUCUUCACGGAAGCUCUCUUCUACUGUGGUGUUGCGGUGUUUCUUCUUCUGAUUGACAAGUUAAGGAGGCCAGCUGAACUGGAAUCGGCUGCAUACAGUAACAGAACCCUGGUCCCUCAGUUAGGGCAGCGAAUCUUAUCUGUUACUGCCUUGGCACUUAGUCUUAUAAUUCCUAUGGUCACUAUGGGCUAUGUCUGGCCAUGGACUGGCCCUGCAGCAUCUGCUACUCUUGCUCCGUAUCUGGUUGGUAUAGUCGUCCAAUUUGCAUUUGAACAGUAUGCAAGAUAUAAGAAGUCACCUUCAUGGCCUGCUAUCCCAGUCAUCUUUCAAGUUUAUAGAUUGCAUCAACUGAACAGAGCAGCACAACUGGUGACUGCUCUGUCGUUUACAGUCAAAGGAGCUGAGAUGACCUCACAGAACAUGGCAAUAAAUAGCUCGUUGGGUACACUGUUGAAUGUCCUUCAAUGUCUCGGAGUUAUCUGCAUCUGGUCUCUCUCAAGUUUUCUUAUGAAGUAUUUCUCUUCUAGCGCCACUACUGCAUAGUGCGAACAUCAAUAUCAUGUGAGGAUCGUGGAAUUCAUAAAUGCAGCUAUUGGUCUCAUUCUGGAAAAUUAAUGGCUCCAACAUCCGUUCUUGUGGUUUAGUUCUGCUCCAUCGGUAUUGGACAGAAAAUGGGAAAUGAAGAAUUUGACUGGUCUCAAGCAAAACUAAAAGAUGAUAGGUGAGAUUUUCUACACAA